AUGUACGACAGGUCUCUGGGCGUGACCAUCUGGGAGCUGUUUGAGUUGGGUAACCAGCCGUACAGACACUACUCCGACAGACAGGUGCUGACCUACGCUGUGAGGGAGCAGCAGCUGAGACUUCCCAAACCGCUGCUCAAAGUCCCGCUGGGCGAGCGCUGGUACGAGGUGAUGCAGUUCUGCUGGCUCCAGCCCGAUCAGAGACCCACUGCAGAGGAAGUCCACUUGCUGCUCAGCUACCUGUGUGCCAAAGGGGCCAGCGAGGCCGAGGAGGACUUCGAGAGGAGAUGGAACUCCCUGCGUCCCAACACCGGGUUCAACAGCCACCGCGGUGCCUCGUCAAUGUCACGAGACCACCCCUCAAACACCUCCUCCUCUUUCCCCCUCCUGGAGCAGUUCUCAGCCGGUGAUGGGUACCACUCCGAGUCUGGGGAUGACGUACUGACGGUCACAGAAACCAGCCACGGCCUCAACUUUGAGUACAAGUGGGAGCAGGCCAGAGCGGAGCAGUCGUACCGAGCCCCGGACCCCUCCAGCACCCUGGGUCCGGUCAGCCAUCACUGUCAGGAAGCAUUUUACCCACCGGGGGGCAUCGUGGGAGGCUGCCCCAUGGAGAGCCUCGGCCAUCGAGUGUCCCCGUCUUACUACCAAUCUAAACAUCUCCACGCUCCGGGCAUACUUCCUGUCCUCAGCGCCCACAGCCCCUCCGUGAGCAGCGAAUACUACAUCCGCAUCGAAGAGCCGGUGGACUGCAACAUGGACCCGGACUACACCAUGUGUUCUUACAGCCCAGACUACCAGGGCAGCAGCGGGAGCUUCCUGACCGGGAGCGCCGACUCAGGCGAGUGCAUGGCGUGUCCGUCACAGGCCAAGAACAUGGGGCCCUAUUGGUCAGCUGACAUCCACAAGACAGAUUUGUACGACUCAAACGACUCCAGUCCGGCCAUCUCUCUGACCAUGGAGCCUCUGUUAGGGCAGGUGCUGGACAACAGUCCCCUGCGCCCCUGGGAGUCCAGUCACUAUGUGUCCUACAAAGACAGAGACGGGGGUUACUACUAUGAGCACUCGCCCACGUUGGGGAUAGAUCACUAUCUGAUUGGAUCAGAGCCCGCCAGUGAGCGCCAUCAGGAGAGCUGGGGGUCGAGGAGCCUGCGUCAAGCAUUGGGCGAGUUGGAGAACCCGCUGGGUAUUUCCCCCGCCGUGAGCAGUGCCCCUCAACAGGCCUACAGAGACACGUACCUGGAAACAAGUCAGACCUCUGUGAUAGGGAAGAACGUGACGGGAGGAUACUACGACAUGAUGGGCUCCCUGAGGAAGACGAUGCCCAACCACAGCCGGCACAACAGCCACUCUGUCAGCAUCAACAUGGAGACAGAGGGAGCGCUCUUCAUCGGGCACAGAGACAGCGACACAGAGGAGGAGGAGGAGGACAUAUUUGUCGAGAGACACACCUGUAACACCUGGCCUUCAAAGCACCGCCACAGCAGCGUGGGUCACCACCGCCGGGCCAGCCACAGCUGCCGACAGGACGCCUACGUGGACUUCCACUACACCAUGCCGAGCACGGACAUCGAAGACUCCUGGCCGGAGGAGCACAGCAUGGCCUUCCACUCUCUCCCCAAACCCAUCGACUAUCUGGAACCCCACCAGGCCAAAGAUAACAGUGCCUGCCUCAGUCUGAGUAAACGUCACGCAAUGUUGCCUUCAGACAACUGCAACGCCUACAUCUACCUGUGCCAUGAGGCCGAGACUCAGGUGCCGGCGCCUGGAGAGUGCUGCCACUCGCACUUUGUCGAUCCACUCACAGGCUUGUUGGUCAGAAACAACACGUACAGCCACAGUUACAGUCACAGCAGCUACAUCAGCGAUAAGGCCACCGACCCCCCGAGCAAUGACGAAAUGAUAGACCUCUCACCGGCUCCGGGGGGCCCCAUUGUGGCCAAACAGACCCUGAUAAAGACUGACGACAGCAGAGAGCCAUAUGUUGAUCUGAUAACCGAUGAUUCGCUCCACAAAGAGAAGAGGGAGGAUGUAAUCAAAGAAAAUCCAAUCAUGCAGAAACCCGCAGAGCCUAAAACAGAAGACGUGACCCUGACGAUGACCGCAAACACUCCGCCUCCUGCUGACAACAUGCAUGUGAUGGUGGCCCUCACAGACCCACAGUCAGAGCUGACUCAAACUGGCGACAGCGGCGUGGACCGAGGAGGCUCCAGUGUGAGCCUCACCGACAUCCUCGACUGCAGCGACGACGAUGACGAGGACGACGACAUCACAGAUGACAUCACUGACGUCACCUCCGGCAUCUUUGCCGACGAGUCCAGCGAACUGAACGCAUCUCCAGCCUUCAAGUCGCUACAGAAGCAGGUAGGAACUCCUGAUUCCAUGGACUCCAUGGAUCUGCCGUCUGCAGCUGGGUCCUGUGAAGGCUUCAGCCCAGCAUCCUCACAUCCCUCCAACUCGCCCAAAGCCAUGGACAGCGGCUACGACACAGAAAACAACGAGAGCCCCGAGUUUGUACCCAAAGAGCCUCAUGAACCUCGUGAACAACCUCUGGGAAAGUCUGCAGUCGAUACGAGUCUGGAAGAGGACAAGGAGCUGCAGGAGGUGCCACCAGAGGGUGAAGCUUCACAGACAGACGACCACAUCCUGCUACCGCUGAGUGAUGAGACUCCGUACAGAGACUCUGCCUACUUCUCAGACUAUGAGAACGAACGGCAGUGUCGGGAUGAAGAUGAUGUUGAAAAGAAGGGCGAGAAAAGGAAGAACGAGGACGAGGAAGACCUAAAUGAAUCUGUGGUGAGCAAGGACAUAAAACUUGAACUGAAUGCAACAGGAACAGCGUCCUCUCCCCCACCAGAGACGUGUCUGACAGAAGAGUUUGGCCAUGAUGAGGUCCUGGGGCCCUCUGACACUGCUUCACUAACAGAGGUCGGCCUGGACGAGUGGCCGUCUCAGGAGGAGAGCUCGUCCUUGGGGGACUGGGCAGCAGAGGUGGUUGGGGCCAUGGAGGAAGCCCUCGGCGCCCUGAAUGGAGAUUGUACCUCAAACGUUGAGGUAGAGGAGGAGGAGGAGGAGGAAGCAGAAGUUUUAGAAACAACGGAGGAGCCAGGAGUCAAGAUGACUCCAAACCGUCCAUCAGGGAUAUCUGGUGAAAUCCUGCACUCUUUACCCAAAGAUGAGGUGGCCUUGCAGCACACGGCAAACACCAGGCGCUUCUCUUCUUCCUCUCCUCCACCUCCGUCCACCCCUCCGCCUUCGCUCCCUGCAGCAGAGGGUCGAGGGUCUCCGGCUGACGGGGAGGAGGCGGACGAGGAGGACGGCGACACUGACGACAGCGACGAGUCGGAUGAGGAGCUGCGGACCUACAACAUUCAGGAGCAGAGCGGAGGGGAGGACAGCGAGGACGAGUGCCACCCAGUGCCGAUCGUGGUGAGUGACGACAGCGAAGCCCACAAACUGCGAAGCCUCCUGAAGAUGCCGACGCUGCUGACGGCGGAGAACCUGGAGGAGGAGCUGGAACGCAAGAAGAAGACGGUGUCGUUUUUUGAUGACGUCACCGUGUAUCUGUUUGAUCAGGAAAGUCCCACCAAGGAGUUGGCUGAGCAUGGCUUCAAUUUAGGAGCAGAGGGUCAGAGGUCACGGAGCAAAUCCCAGGAGAGGCUCAACGCCUCUGACGAUUCUUCAGAUGGGAACAUCUCUGAGGAGAGUGCAGGGUAUGAGUGGGAGGACGACUUCCCCCUGCUCCCUCUGCCAACAGUGGCAUCGGACUCCCCUCCGCCCCCCCGCUCCGUACCCAAAGCUCCGGAGCCCAAACCAGCCGUACAGUUCUCCCGCUUCACCGUCUCCCCCUCCAACGUGUCCCGCUUCUCCAUCACUCACAUCUCUGACUCGGACAUGGACUCCGCAGGAGGGAGCAGUGAGGACGGGGACAAAGAGUAAUGAGGUGAGGAGAUUUAUUGCCUCUCUGAGACAAACACUCGGCCUGCUCGCAUGACUUCUAAUUUAUUUUUUAACGUCAGGUUUUAGAAACACAAGACAGUGCCUCUUACCGCCGUGGACACUUUUGAAAGGUCCAUCUUACUGAAGAGAGAGAGAAUGGUUAAUAGUUCAAAUUUACAGAAAAUUAAUAUAUACCGUACGCACGGUGUAAAGAAUCUAUGGACACAGGGGAAACGUGUAUUUUUGGGAUCACAGAGACACAAAGGAAGGACAGAUCUUUGGACAGCAUCAUAUUUGCCACCUCGUUCACUUCUUUAUUUGUGAUGGGAAGCACUGAUGAGCGUGGGGAACCACCUGGACGUACAGGAACAGGACAGGUAAACUUUUUGGCUUUUUAACAAAGGAUCAGCACUUUGAACAGGACAAUACAGCUCCACAGACUUUGUACUUUUUAGGAAACUGCUUUACUUGUCUUAAUAAAUAUUGACGAGAAUCCUUGAGGUAUCACAAGUAAUAUAAUAUUUGGUCCGUUCGGAGACAAAGGAUACGCUGGUGAGACAGGAAGCAAGGGGACUUUGAAAUGCUUUUUGAGGAAACAGCUGAUGGAGCCUGGACAAUGUGAUAUUUUGUGACUCUAUUUAUUUAUUUUGUAUCAGGACCACUUCUUCACUGUUUUACAUGAAUCUGUGGCUCAUUCUCUCGACCAAACAGUGUGGCAGCACCGCCAUCACAGCCGACCGCACAGCGCUGUCCCCGUAGUGACAGGAAGUGAAGGAUUUAAAUCUCAUUCAAGGUUUAACAGGUUUUUCAAAUAUAGCAAUGCAUGGUUUCAAGUAUCUAGAAAACAGUAUCUUUAAGAAUUUAUUGCUUGUAGACAGACAGGUUUUCGUUUUGGCGUGGAGAUGGGCGCACAUGGUCACCUAAAUCCAUCUUCAUGUUUCCUGUUACUGCCAAAACAAACUGGCAGCUCGAGGACACAUGAUGAUACAUAAAGAAGCAAAUUCUCUACAAAUUUACGCAGACAACAGGGCCGGGCGAUAUGGAUGAAAUCCACAUCAAAGUGUCUGUAAUAUUAUAUUGUGAUGAUGGUAUGCGUCUUCAUAUAGUACUUUGAAACCGUUAAAGGUCCAGUGUGCAGGAUUUAGGGCAGCGAUACCCAACUUACAGCUCACAGACCAAAUCCGACCCCCCAUAGGGCCCCUGGUGGCCCCCCAAUAAUUUUCUAAUUCACAAUAAAAAUAAAGUGAUUCACACUGUGAAUUGUUUUG
Molecule: messenger RNA, 5207 nt
Organism: Plectropomus leopardus (leopard coralgrouper)
Lineage: Eukaryota; Metazoa; Chordata; Actinopteri; Perciformes; Serranidae
Source: RefSeq, a predicted model, not a curated record